Molecule: messenger RNA, 3058 nt
Organism: Drosophila gunungcola (fruit fly)
Lineage: Eukaryota; Metazoa; Arthropoda; Insecta; Diptera; Drosophilidae
Exons: 3
Coding region: 1394-2785 (463 amino acids)
Molecular function (GO): protein binding
Source: RefSeq, a predicted model, not a curated record
UUAAACGAUUCUUCUCUGAACCUGAACAAGAAUUACAAAUUGUUUUCGACUCCCCCAGCAAAAGACUCGGCGGCAAUGCUCAAAUUUUGUGAGUUCGCUAUGCUCAGCAAUUGUUACUUAAUCAAGCUUUAAUUGAAAACUACUUAGCUUUUUAGUUGCCUUUAAAAAAGGAUGUUUUUGUCUCUUCUUAGGGCUCAUGAAGAUUCAAAAUAUUCCUUUUGACCAGAACUCAAAAUUUAUCAUUUCCAAAACUUUUGUUUAGCCGUAGAGAGAAAACCCAAUUAGAUUUAGAGAGUCAAUGGACAAACAAAUACCGCAGCAUUGCGCGUUUUGAGCUCUUUUGCAACUAAAUAAUUCUAGAAUGCGAAGCAAUUUGUAAUUUUGAAUUAAAUGCUAACAACUUUGGGUCGUUUAUAAAAUGGCUCUAAGAAAAGGCAUUUGAGCAAAGGGGUAAAAACAUAAAAAACAUAAAAACAAUUUAAGUGUUUUCAAAAAAUCAACAAACUCAUAUAUGCAGCUAUAUAUAUAUAAAAAUAAUAAAAAACAUUAAUUUAUUUCUUACUAUAUAAUUAUUGUUGUACUAAGUCAGUGAGAAAAACCAUGAAAGAAAACUUCACACGAAAACUAAAACAAAAUGCAUAUUUAUUAAAAAUAAGCAAAGGUUGUGCAAAAAAAAAACACAUUAAAAAGCAACAUUAUUAUUGUAAAAAUUUACUUAAUACGGCAAUUGUUAUUAAAUGUGCAAAAUUCAGUAAAAACAUUGAUACAAACCUCAGAAAAUACAAGCCAAGUUAUGAAAACGGACAUCAAUGGAUUGAACAAUUUUGAAAAAAAAUGAGGAAAGAUGAACCGAGAACCGAUCAAACGGAAACAAAACACUCAACAACAAGAAGUACAAAAUGUUAAAUAUGUAUCUAUAAUUUACAAAUACGUUUUAUAUAAUUUAAUUUAAACGCUUACUCAACGGAAAAUAGCUAACUAUUAUUACAAUCGUCCUCUCACACAAGAACACAAUAAAACAAGCUCAAAAGCAGAAUUAUUACUUUAGCUAAAAUAACAUUCACCUUUUGCAAUUUUCCUUCCCCUUAUUAUUUCACAUCGAAAUAAACAAAAAAUGGUUAAAAUAGCCGCAUAUACUCAUAUUAAAUUGAAAAGAAAUGUGUCAUUACAGAAAUGGAUAAUGCAAAUAGUAAUAUAAAUGAUAUAUUUAUUCAUAUAAAUGUAUUUGAAAAUGUGAACAAAAAACAAAAAGAAUACCAACAAUAAAACACAAUUUAAUAAACAAUGUGAAAGGCUUGAGUGUGUAUUGAUUAUACAUAAUAUGUGUCAUAUAUUUAUGUAGAUAGGCAGCAGGCUUGUAAAAUAUAAUACUAAACAAGGAAACACUACUGAAAUGGACGAGCUGAUGAGACAGAAGUCCACUUUUGCUGAUCAGAAAACACACACGCAGGAACUCACCUGCAGUGUGCUGUUUACCAAUCCAAAGUUUAAUCCAACAGAAUCCGCCUCUUGUGAUGAACUGAACUCUGUCACGCGCUUGGUUUCCAAAACCGAGGAUCUGGAUCUGAAGCGCGUGUUCAAAAGAUUUUCAAAAGAUGGUUUCGAAGUGACGGAGAGUUCGAAUCGCUCUCUCUUCGAAUUUGGUCACAACUUCGAGGAUGUGGAGGGCUGGCUAACGAUGGAGCAGCCUUCCAAGGAUCAACUGCCCUCGGUGCUUCGCUAUAUGAUUGAGCAUCAUCUCAAGACCACAGUGCAGAUAGAUAUUAACAAGAUGUACUUUAACUGUCACUUCAUUGUACUCCAGGUUUAUUCUCGCUACUUCAGUGAGCUCAAGACAAUUCCCCUCCUCGUCACUCUUCCCGAGGAUCGGGUCUCCCAAAAAGCCUUUAUGCUCAUCUACAAAUGGAUGCUAAGCGAUGAUCCCUUCUUGGAGCGCCGCUAUAUAGUUGAGAUUUUUGUGGCCGCCACCUAUUUAAGGAUCGAUGAACUGCUGUCGCAUUGCUGGAAGUAUUUUGAUGACAUCCAGUGCUAUAGCGAGGAUACGGCUUGCAUCCUGUAUGUGGAGACCCGAUACCAUCCCGCCUUGGAUGUGGUGCGCACCUUGAUGCUCACUAGGAUCCAGAAGUUCCUUCUCACGUUUGUGGCCACUAGGGAUUUUCUGGACCUGCCGCUUACUCACUUGAUUUUCCUCCUCAGUUCCAGUAGCAUCUGUGUAAAUACAGAGGUUGAGGUACUCUUUAUGGCUGUGCGGUGGUUGGGUCACGACUGGAGCCAGAGAAGUGCGCAUGCGCAGCGUUUGGCUUCGUGCAUUCGCUUCCACCUGAUGCCUCUGUGGUACUUGCUCUACGUGCGUCGCGAGGAGGAUCACCAGGUGGUGAAGGAACUGCUAUCCCUUGAGGAAGCGGAUCGCCAGAUCAACGAAGCCAUUUCGAACAUCACCUCGCGAAUGUACGAGGAAAAACUGGCGGGCUUGGAAGGCGGUGGCUCACCGCUAGAGGGUUAUCCUAAAGAGAAAACAGACCAGCGUAUGUGGAUUUGCGAUGGGUUAUGCAACUAUUAUCACUGGGUAGGCUGCCCUAAUAGCCGGGAAAUUCGGUACAAUAGCUUUGAGAUGUACCUUGCCGAAUUGCAACAGAGCUCCUUAGAUCAUUGGUCCAGGGUCGAAUUGCUGGACCCAAACAGGAAGACUGAUUGCUGUAACUUGAAGAAGAAAGCAUUGGAUGAUGCAAUUCUAGUUGCGAGUGACAACACAACACAUGUUAAAUGCAACAAAUUACAAAAUUGAACGACUUUUAAAAUUUGAAAUUACGGAGGUUUGAGUCUGUGCUAUUUUAUAAUUCCUUAUCCUGGUUCGACACCCGUAUUUCUUUUGUGGUAUAUUAUAAGCCAUCUACACUACCGUUUUAAAGCUAACAACAUUAUGGUGGACGCAAUACAAUAAUGCUAUAAUGUUUAUGCACUGUCAUACAGUUUGUGUUGCUUUAUGAAAACUGCUUUUCUUGUUUUGAUUUUUUAUGAAAAAUUACAGUUUAAGAAGUAAUAAUUUGUCUAAAAAAAU